UAACAAUAUACUUGGACGGCGUCUUCUGCAAGGCAUCUGGGCGUGACAGCAUAAAGGAAGGCUUGUAGUGAUCCUCCUACUAUUUGACGCCCCAGAAGAACCGGUGCAGUCAAUCUCGAUGGCCGAUGACGAGGGUCAGAAGGUUUUGUUGUACGUGUAUGACCUCAGUCAAGGAUUCGCCGCUCAAGUGUCACAAGCUGUGCUGGGCAAACACAUUGCUGGCAUUUGGCACACAUCAGUAGUGGUCGGUGGUUUCGAGUACUUUUAUGGUGGAGGAGUGCAGAAGGCUCUAGCUGGCAGCACACCGUAUGGGCAUCCUGUCGAGAUAGUAAACCUGGGGCACACGCAGAUCCCCCAGGAGGUGUUGAAUGACUACGUCAACGAGCUGAGCCAGGUGUUCACGCCACAGGCUUACAACCUUUUCACCAACAACUGCAACAACUUCAGCAAUGAGCUUGCCACCUUCCUCACAGGGCAGCCCAUCCCGGAGCACAUCACCAGCUUGCCAUCAGAAGUCCUCUCGACUCCCAUGGGCCGCAUGCUAGCUCCCAUGCUCUCAGGUGUGGAGUCUCAGUUAGGCAAUGUGCAGGCGGGCGACUCACCCCUACAGCUCAAUUCGCCCAUUCCAGGCUUUAUGCUGCCGCAGCUGCAGCAGGGAACUCCUGCGCAGACGGGCCCCUCUGCAAGCAGCAGCGCCGCUCCAGCUCAACCAACACCUCCAAUUAUGACAUAUCCAGUUGCUGCGCCAGUCAAGGAGUCAGCAGGGGCCAGUCGAGCUCCGGCAGUAGAGAAGCAGGAGGCAGCAGGGCCUAGCCGGGGAUAUUCUAUAAAUGACUCGGAUCAGGCAAAGGCAGCACAGAAGGCGGCUUUUGAGGCAGCAGUGCGCGCAGAGUUUGCCCGCAUCAUGGCGGUUGGCAAGAACACUGCCAACGAAGCAGCUGCGCUUGCUGUGGCGGCUGCUCGGCAAAGUCUCGCUCGCGGGCAGAUGUAAUUUUUAUGUUGCAGAUCUGCUACAAUAUGUUCUGCUGUGAAAGCUUUGCCGUGGUGCCAUGGCCAUUGACAUAUUGACUUGAGAAAUGCCUUUAGCUCCAUUUUUUGCAUACGUUGCAAUGUGCUCCGCAGGAUAGCUGAAGCUGCCAAUUGAUUGCAACAAGUCCACCUUGAGUUUGCAUGAGAGUACUCAUGAAUGCAAUGUAAAGUAAUCCAAGC
Molecule: messenger RNA, 1209 nt
Organism: Coccomyxa subellipsoidea C-169
Lineage: Eukaryota; Viridiplantae; Chlorophyta; Trebouxiophyceae; Coccomyxaceae
Product: DUF862-domain-containing protein
Exons: 7
Coding region: 119-991 (290 amino acids)
Biological process (GO): protein modification by small protein removal
Molecular function (GO): peptidase activity
Source: RefSeq, a predicted model, not a curated record